ACUAGGGUCUGAUCAGCAGUACGUAAAUCAAUCAAGCCACUCAAUCAGACAAUGAGCCGAGGUGGGAGCUUUGGAGGCGGACAAAGCUCGCUAGGUUAUCUUUUCGGAUCAGACAAUGAGGCUCCAAAGAGUCUCCCACCGGCUGCCCCAAAGCCUACACCACCGUACGGCGUAGAUUCCACCGACGACGACAAAAAAUCUGACCAAAAGCCUAAGAUGUCUAACGACAACAACUAUCACAGAGCUCAGGGCCAAAACUCCGGCAACUUUGUCACAGAUCGUCCAACGACCAAGGUUAAAUCGGUUCCUGGUGGAGGUUCAACUCUUGGAUACUUAUUCGGAGAUAAGUAAAGGAAUGAGAAUGAAGUUAUAAACUAGGGUUUGUAUUAUGAUCUGUUGUGUAUUUUAUGUGUAGUAGUGAUCCCUAUCUAGAUCUCUACACAUCUCUUGUUAACGUGUGUUUUGAUUUGCAGUUUUUUUUUUCAAGUUGUGGAAUUACUGGUUUCAAGUCAUGAACUCAUGAUUCAUGAAUAUCUAUACGUAUGCAUUUUCAGUUUCCUUUA
This is a messenger RNA of Raphanus sativus (radish), 563 nucleotides long. RefSeq names its product protein SPIRAL1-like 5. NCBI's taxonomy places the organism in Eukaryota, Viridiplantae, Streptophyta, Magnoliopsida, Brassicales, Brassicaceae. The coding region runs from base 52 to 351 and encodes 99 amino acids. The record is from RefSeq and is a predicted model, not a curated record. The transcript is spliced from 2 exons. Gene Ontology annotation, cellular component: cortical microtubule, transverse to long axis. Gene Ontology annotation, biological process: cortical microtubule organization.